Mytilus californianus (California mussel) is the source of this 1019-nucleotide messenger RNA. RefSeq names its product 2-oxo-4-hydroxy-4-carboxy-5-ureidoimidazoline decarboxylase-like. The coding region runs from base 39 to 590 and encodes 183 amino acids. Gene Ontology annotation, molecular function: carboxy-lyase activity. NCBI's taxonomy places the organism in Eukaryota, Metazoa, Mollusca, Bivalvia, Mytilida, Mytilidae. Gene Ontology annotation, biological process: allantoin metabolic process. The transcript has 3 exons. The record is from RefSeq and is a predicted model, not a curated record.
GUUUUAGUAUUGGUAUAUCGUAUGACCAAACAUGACAAAUGAUACGAAACAAGAAGCCAAGAAUGUCACUUAAACCUAUAUCAGUUGUGAACUCUAUGAGUUAUGAAGAUUUCAUAUCUAUAUUUGGUAACGUGAUAGAGCACUGCUCCUUGUGUGCUGCAGCAGUAUGGAGAGAUCGUCCAUUCUCUGACGUUAACAGUCUUCACAAGUCUUUCUGUCAGUUUGCUGAUCAACUUCCUAUUGGGGGAAAAGAAGGCAUUUUAAGACUGCAUCCCGACUUGGCAGGAAGACUGGCCAUGUCUGGUGGACUGACCAAUGAAUCCACUAAGGAACAACAAAGUGCUGGUCUAAAUACACUUUCUGACCAAGAAAAACAAAACAUGCAUGAUUUAAAUCAACAAUAUAAACAAAAGUUUGGCUUUCCUUUUGUGAUAUGUGCUCGAGAGAACAAGAAGGAAGCCAUUUUGACUGGGCUUGAGAGGAGAUUGAAUAAUUCUGGAGAAACCGAGGCAGUAACAGGGGUCGAGGAAGUUAAAAAGAUCUGUCGACUGAGACUGCUAGAUAUUGUAGACUCUUCUUCAAAGCUGUGAUAUAUAUUAUGUAUUGAGACAAAGAUGUGUAUAUAAGUAGAGAGAGAGAGAAAUAUGUUUUUUAUGCCCCAUUUAUGGGCAUUAUGUUUUCCGGUCUGUGCGUCCGUUCGUCCGUCCCUCUGUCCCGCUUCAGGUUAAAGUUUUUGGAUAAAGUUUUUGGUUAAGGAAGUUUUUGAUGAAGUUGGAAGUCCAAUCAACUUGAAAUUUAGUACACAUGUUCCCUAUGAUAUGAUCUUUCUAAUUUUAAUGCCAAAUUAAGAGUUUUUACCCCAAUUUCACAGUCCACUGAACAUAGAAAAUGAUAGUGCGAGUGGGGCAUCCUUGUACUAUGGACACAUUCUUGUUUUUGAAUGAGAUAAUUAAUUUUAACAAUCAUCAAUGGAAAGGGUGAGAUAUAAAAAGAUUAAAAAAUAAAAUUUGAUUUGUCAA